This is a messenger RNA of Benincasa hispida (wax gourd), 2339 nucleotides long. Its product is annotated as AAA-ATPase At2g18193-like. Gene Ontology annotation, molecular function: ATP binding; ATP hydrolysis activity. The record is from RefSeq and is a predicted model, not a curated record. Lineage: Eukaryota; Viridiplantae; Streptophyta; Magnoliopsida; Cucurbitales; Cucurbitaceae.
AUUGGGUCAAGUAAACCAUUGUCUCAAUGGUUUUAAGGCAUCCAUCAGGCAUUGGUCUAUAAAUUGUUGUUGUUCCUUUUCAUUCUUUGUAAAAUUGUGUGUGGUUUAUUCAGUUUGAGUCUGAGUCUGCUCCCAAAAUGUUUGGUUUCAAAGACAUGCCUCAGUCUGCAUCUUCCCUGUUCACGGCCUAUGCUUCCUUCGCCACCACAGCGAUGAUGCUCCGUUCAAUGACCACUAAUCUUCUUCCUCCUCAACUCAUCUCCUUAAUCUCCACCGUUUUCUUCUACUUUUUCCCUCCCAAAUCCACUCUCAUCACCACUCUCGUCAUCGACAAGAAGUGCGACUUCUUAAACAACCAAGUCUAUGAAGCCGCUGAAAUUUACCUCCGUACCAAAAUCAACCACUCAAUGGACCGUCUCAAGGUCUCCAAAACCCCAAGGCAAAAAACCGUUGUUCUCUCCAUGGAAAAGGGUCAAACAAUUGUCGAUCAUUUUGAAGAUAUUCGACUCCAAUGGGGAUUCAUCGCUACAAAGAAGCAAAAAAAUAAUGGAUUCACCGAAGAGAACUGCCAUUAUGAGCUUCUGUUCGAUAAGAAAUUUAUGGAUAGAGUCGUUAAUUUUUAUUUUCCUUACAUCUUACGGAGAGCCAAGGAGAUUAAAGCGAUGGAUAAUGUUGCUAAACUCUGUGGCUCUGGUUGUUCAUAUGAUGACGAAUCCGGUGGCCCAAAUCGUCAAGGCAGGUGGGGAUCUAUCAGACUGGAACAUCCCGCCACGUUUGAUACUCUGGCGUUGGACCCUGAUUUGAAGAAGAUGAUAAUCGACGAUUUGGAUAGAUUCGUGAAGAGGAAGGAAUUUUAUCGAAGGGUUGGGAAGGCUUGGAAAAGGGGUUAUUUGUUGUAUGGUCCUCCUGGUACAGGGAAAUCAAGCUUGAUCGCCGCCAUGGCCAAUUACCUCAAGUUUGAUGUCUACGAUUUGGAUCUCUCGGAUAUCCACAGUAACCACAGUCUAAAGAGUUCAUUACUUUCCACUACCAAUCGCUCGAUUCUGGUGAUCGAAGAUAUAGACUGCAGCGUGAGUUUGCAGAAUCGAAAAAGAGAUGAGAGAUUUGAGUCUAGAAGCGAGUUGACGCUGUCCGGAAUGCUGAAUUUCAUAGAUGGAUUAUGGUCGAGUUGCGGAGAUGAGAGAAUCAUAAUUUUCACGACGAAUUUCAAGGAGCGAUUGGACCCGGCGUUGUUGCGACCGGGUCGAAUGGACGUUCACAUAAACUUGGGUUACUGCACCUCAAAGGCGUUCAAGGUCUUGGCCACCAAUUACCUGGGCAGCAAGGCCACUGGUCACCGGCUUUACGAAGAAAUCGAAGGGCUAAUCGAUUGCGUCAACGUGACUCCGGCGGAAAUUGCGGAAGAGCUAAUGAAAAGCGACGACAUUGACGUGGUGAUAGAAGGUUUAGGCAAGUUUUUGAAGCUUAAGAUAGAGCAACGGAAGGCGGCGAAGAAAAAAGCCGAUGAGAUUGUGGAAAAAGAUAAAGCAGCGUCGUAGUUGGAGAAAUUAUUGGAUAGCACCGCCGGAAUGCCUUUGUCUUCUCCAUAACUUUUAAAUAUGGAUUCCACAAAAUCAAAGUUUUUUCUUUAGUCUGAUAAUAUAAAAAAGGCUUGUGAGUGGAAUAAUUUGAGAGAAUCUUCUUUGUAAUUGGAUUCUUAAGUAGAAUUUGACGUGAUUGUAAAAGUUUUUUAAAUUAGAAAAAAAAUGCUCGUGUAAUUUAAUAUUUGUUUUUAAAAAGAUUCUAAAAGUAGUAGCAAUAUUUUAGAAAAGUAAAGAUUUUUGGGAUAAAUGAGAUGUGAAAUAUCAUAUUACCAUUCAAGGAGAGAACCCAAGUUUUUUAGGGAAACUAUUAAAAAUAGGACAAAAUUUGGACGUGUAAAGAGGCUUGGGAUGGAAUUUGAAAUUAAAGUGUAAUAGGACAAAUGGGUAUGUGCAAUGUCAUAAUUACCCCUCAACAAGAAAAGAAGCUCAGCCAUUUGAUUACAACAGCGACUUCUUUCCUUAACGGCGAAGCAUAGAACAAAGACUCUCAGUCACGACGACGGUCCACUACAAGGAAAAAACAAAACAAAACAAAAGCGUCCGCUUGAUUUCAUUUCGAUAUGCCCCAUUAAAUUCUCCCAUUGGCAACCCACGGACCACAAGCGGAUUUUCUUUGCUUUUGCAGCUCCUCUCUGCCCUCCACCCCAGGUGAUCGCUUUUGGUGUUGGACUUUUAAUCCAAUAUUUUACCCUUUUUUUUCUUCGCAGAGUUAUUUGCCUUGGAAAAUUUGUAUAGAUGACCCUAUUUUGGGACCUA